UCUGGAUCAGUGGGUCGGUAGCUGCCCUAGAUCAAGUGUAUCUCUUGAAGAUUUUUGGUUCUCGGUAUACUGUAGGUAGCAGAUUACUUCCCCUUGUUGGGUCAUCCUUUCAGUUCAAGUAACACGAUACCCCAGGAACGAAAAGGCAACUUAGCGCUGCUCGGCUCCGUGUCCGGUUGAAGAAGUCCUUUUCAUAACUGCCUGGUUUAUUGAUUAGUGUUGACGGUCACCAGAACCGAAUGCCGAGGAGUAGAUCAAAAGCAAAAUCUCGCAAGUCUGUGAAGCGCCUGAGAUGGCAGGACAGAGUGAGGGAGAACAGUGUCGUGAGGCAAUUUGGUCCUAUGAGCAGAUCUGCGAACCUUGAUCUACCGAGAUUCGUGUUUAGUGAUGGCACUUUCGGUGAUAUUAGUCCUAGGGGAUGGCCAAACACGAGCAACGUCCAGCAAGACAACGCCAUGGUGACCAACCUUAUCAACAAGGCCUUAGCUAGGGAUGUACGUGACAUUGGUCAAAUGACGAUCCCGAUUGAGGAAGGGGAAGGACAGUAUUAUCUUGGAGUUGCGAGACAGUACCUGGAUGAAUCACACCCCGGUGACAGGGAUGCCCUUAAAGGAGCUGAGAGCCCAUUAAUUGAUGACGUCAGAGAGGAAAACGAGGAGUCACACCUCAGGAACGACGAAAGCGGGUCCAAGACGGCGGACUUGGUCACUCGGUAUUUCUUGUACCCUUCUGAAGAUUCGGUGGUCACUGAAGACAGCGGGACGCAAACUGAAGUCACAAGUGAGAUGAAAUCCGUGAGAGACACCCGAGCCAGCAAGGAGACCGGUCUCAUGACAUGGAAUUAUGACCAUCGGGGUGAACACGACCACCCUUCUCUCCUCUCCCGAGUGAUGAGAGCGAUGACCCCACAGAAAUCCCGGGGCAUAUUCGGAGAGGGGGCUGCUGCAGAGACUGAAGGAGGCCAGGCUGGAGGUGCAAGCGGCCUCAAAGUGGAAGGUGGAGGCCUACCAGAACCUGUGGAGGUGAGCAGCGUUUCCUACCUCUCUGUGCCCGACACUCAGUCCACUCGGAGACCCUCCACGGCAGACUUUGUCAUAGAAAAGCUACAGGUGGAGAAGGUGGAGGGCGGGGGGCUGAGCAUCCAGGGGGUGGCCCUCGCCUCCAAUUGUCACGUCACCCUGUGUGUGUUCGGGGUGUUCUUCAUGGUGGCCGGCAUCAUCCUCUCCUACGUCAGCUAUAGCGUCGCUAUGAGGACGGGAGGUGACAGCGGGGGCGGAGAAGGGAAAGAGAAAGCAGAGGCGAUGAAGGGGCAAUCUGACGAAGUGUCGAGUGUCUCCCAGAUGAGGAUGAUCGGCCCCGCCUUCCUAGUGUUGGGUUUCCUCAUGCUCUUCUUGGGCAUCACUCUCUUCGCUCUGGCCAAGAAGAUUAGUCACGAUGAGAAGGUCAGACAGAGGGUGUUGGCUGACCAACAGCUGUGGCAACUAGAGAACAGCUUCAGUUACGCCAACGCCUCAACCUCCCCACUCCACACAGCUGCUCCCGCUCCCCACCAGCAAUAUCCGAUCCUGGCGGUGCGUCGCAGCUCUUGGUGGAUGGACCCGGCUGUGAUGGAGGGUGGCGGCACUAACGUUUAUGGUGAGCCGGCCACUGCCCUCAAUGAUUGUGACACAGCCGUGCCGUGUCCCUCCCCUCAUAGGGAGAGUCAGGGAGGAUCGUCCCCUCGUGUGCUGAGUCCAGUACCCCUGGAACUGCUGCCAGACGCCUCAGAUUCCUACAAGGACAUAGCCUGCUUCCCUCCUCCCCGCUCCACCACUACGUCUUCGGCAACACAACAGCAGGUAGGGUCUGUACCUGAGGGUGGUAAAGAUGAUACUAGCACUGCCACUGACCAGCGUAUCACAACUACCAGCCAUGCCCCCUCAAGCACCGAAAUGCGAAGUACUACGCCUCUUCUCUCAAGUGCUGCCCAAGAAUUACGCACUGCGACGCUCUUACCGUCUAGUGCUACACAAGUGCGCUCUCACGGUGCGACUACAACUUACAACGUUACACAGAUUCCGUGCAUACAGGUGACAGCAGCAGGGCCACAGACGCCUACACUUCUUGCCCUCCCGCGGCUGUCGAGACACUGCUUCACUCGACACGACAGCCGACCCACCACAGCUGACUCCAGAUGAAACUGAAACCAGUCUUUCCUUUCCAUGACAGCUAUCUCCAAAUCAAGCUGAAAGGUCAUCUAUUUUUCCCACAGCAACUGACUCUAUGUGAAGCUGAGCCCCACGACUGCUAACUCCAGAUAACACAAACUCUAGAUAGUUAGCAUUUGAGGAUCUAACAAUUAACUCCUGAUAAAGAUAAUAUCCUCCACAUGUAAUUUCUCUCGAAGCUAAACCCUGUCAGUCUUACAACCUGAAUUUCACUUUCAAGAAACUCGUCUAACUCAGUUAGCAAAAGCCUUGUUACAUAUAUAAAUGUCUAUACAACCAAAAAGUAUGUUUACAGAUGGGUCCAAUGAAUUUAAAAAACCCACUGGGACUUCAGUUGUCAAAGUAGGGGUAUCGAAAUUCUUCGUCCUUUAUAUCAUAAUUGUCUAACAUAAAAUUGUAAAGAUAAUUGAUUGAGUGUGAGAGACAAGGUAUUUACAAAAUGCUUGGAAGUUUUAUAUAUUUUUAUUUUGGGAAAUCCCUUGAGGAAGUCACACAUCCUAAACAUUGGUAUAUACAUUGGUGAAGAACACGUUAAUGUGUACAUUGGUGAAGUACAUACCGAGGUUUUGAAUGAGUAACUUUCUCAAAGAGCUUUGUAUAAACAAGAAUCAAAUAACUUUGUAAAGACUUUAUAAUUCAUACGACAAUGUCCUUAGUAUAACUGUAUACGUACCGGUAAUAUAUUCAUGAUAUUAUUCUGGGGAGGAAAGUGUAUUGAAGAGAGAUAUUUUUUGUGGCAAGUGUUUGUAUGUCUGUAAAUAUAGAUAAAUACAUGAAUAAAGAAAUAAAACUGAAUGGAAUUUGGGUUCAUGUAUGAAGUAACACGUAUUUUCACUGUGUACUGUAAUCUAUAUUUUAGUGUAUUAACUUAUUUGUUCCUAAUAUAUAUGGAUUAAAAUAUUGUGACAUCAGGGUUGUAAAAUGAGUUUAUUCUAAAUGUAAAUACAAAACUGUAAAUCUGCAAGACGCUCGCGCGCGCACACACACGAAAACUAUUAACUGCAUACUAUGUUACGUUUAGUGUGUGUGUGUGUGUGUGUGUGUGUGUGUGUGUGCAUAUAAAUAUAUUUUUUUUUGGCAUCACUCAUCAUUACAGGUGCAUCACAAAUGCUCACACCAACAUUACAAAAAAAUCUUCUAAAUAUAUGUCUUCAUCAUCUACAUUACUUUGAAAAUAUAACCAAUUAAAAGUAA
Messenger RNA from Homarus americanus (American lobster), 3401 nucleotides. RefSeq lists its product as uncharacterized. The transcript is spliced from 9 exons. NCBI's taxonomy places the organism in Eukaryota, Metazoa, Arthropoda, Malacostraca, Decapoda, Nephropidae. The coding region runs from base 240 to 2177 and encodes 645 amino acids. The record is from RefSeq and is a predicted model, not a curated record.